UAUGAAGCGCGCUACAAGCUUCUAAACAUUUCAACGUCAAUUCGUUUGAUGAGGUUCAAACUAAAUUCUUACAGGAACUAUCCAGCACAUUAAGAUACGAGCAGCACUCAGAAAGCAUGUCUCUAGACGUAAAGCAAAAGAAAGAGGUACGUCUGGUGUUCAUGGGAGCUGCCGGCGUGGGCAAAACAGCUCUGAUCCAGCGCUUCUUGCAGGAUCGGUUCGAACCAAAGCACCGGCGCACCGUGGAGGAGCUCCACAGCAUGGAGUAUGAGGUGGCUGGCAUCAAGGUGACUGUGCACAUCAUGGAUACGAGCGGCAGCUAUUCGUUCCCAGCUAUGCGCAAGCUCUCCAUUCAGAAUGGUGAUGUCUUCGCCCUGGUCUACUCCGUGGAUGACCCCGAGUCACUUGAAGCCGUCAAGAGUCUGCGCAAGGAGAUCCUGGAGAUCAAGGAGGACAAGUUCACACCAGUGGUGGUGGUGGGAAACAAAACAGACUGUAAGGGCGACAGAAGGGUAAAUGCCGAAGAUGUUGUUGCCACCAUGGAGCUGGAUUGGAACAAUUGCUUCUUGGAAGCCUCAGCUAAAGACAAUGACAACGUGCUAGAGGUGUUCAGAGAGCUGCUGCAGCAGGCCAAUGUGCCAAGUCGCCUGAGCCCAGCACUGAGGCGUCGCAGAGAGACCUUCCCCAAGCACACAGGAGCACGGCCACCCAUGAACAAGACCAACAGCUGCACUAUGGCCUAAAGUUCAUAGGACAAAUGGGGAGGAUCCACUGGAAACUCCUCACAACAUUUGAACCCUUUCAAACACAGCAUCAUUGUUAUUAUCUCAGAACUGACAAUGGACAAGGUGGAAACGGCUGAUAAGAAGGGAAGGGGAGUUAAAGGACAAAACAGUCAACCCUCAAAAUGUGAGGGAAAUGCAGGAACUGCUCAUUGUUUGAAAAGAACAUGCCAAACUUCAUAGCAAGUCUUUUCAAACAUAAGUUGCACUGAACUUGUGAAGCUCUGCUGAAAGCUCAAUGUCAAGUGUUAACCUGAUGCAAGUGGACUCUGGUGGAGAAGCUUUUAAAAAUAUUCUGCAGAAAAUUAUAAACAGGUUGUGUGGACUGUAGUGUUAACAUCAAAUCUAUUAAAAUCCAUUUUGUUUUGAAGGUUGCCUGUAUAAAAUGUGCAUUGGUUUAUAGACCAUCAUUGCAACAACGUACUGAAACAUGUUCCUGGUUAAGUCUACAUCUUCUAAAUAAUAAUAAUAAUAAUAAUAAUAAUAAUAAUAAUUAAAUAAAGUAAAAAUCCAUGAAUGUAAUGAAACUCAUGUAAUUUUAAUAUUCUAGAGUUAUGUUACACUUUUUUUUUAUGUUUUGUUACUGCAUGAAACAUUUAAUAAAUAUUUAAGUGAUCAAAUGUCUUACUGAUGACUUAAAAUCAAUGAAACACCGCUGGAAAACACUUAUACCAUUACUGUAUCUAUAAUUAUGCAAGAGUUAAUUAUUUGAUAGAGU
Molecule: messenger RNA, 1500 nt
Organism: Ictalurus furcatus (blue catfish)
Lineage: Eukaryota; Metazoa; Chordata; Actinopteri; Siluriformes; Ictaluridae
Gene: rasd4
Product: rasd family member 4
Exons: 1
Coding region: 117-743 (208 amino acids)
Molecular function (GO): GTP binding; GTPase activity
Source: RefSeq, a predicted model, not a curated record